AUGUCAUACGGCAUGAGCGUCUACGGACGCUUUUCGAGCUCUAAUAUUGGGGAGGGACUGAGCCCCGCCUGUCUUGCCUGGAAGAAAGAGCUCCAUCAAGACCUCGAGUCUAUCCACGCUGUUGGAGACUUCGCCGUCCACAAUAUUCAUCAGCAAUUCGUCAACCCCGGGCUUGAAGUUGCUGGUUGCCCCAUUCCGCUGCCUCUGAUCCCGUUGCUUGCCGACCAGAUCAAAGCUGUCGCGAGCUUAGCUUCCUGCAGAAGCGGUGACGAUACGGUGGUGGACAACUUCAGCCGACUCACUUGGGAGCUCAAUCAUGACCAAUUUCGCGCGGCCAACCCUGCGUGGCCGGCAUUCUUGGAAACAAUUAAGCAGGGUGCAUCUCAAAGUCUUGGUUUGGACGCGUCCGAUAUAAACGUUGAGCUAGACAAACUUCUCCUGUACGAGAAAGGCUAUUCUUGCAGGCGCCAUGAGGACUCAGACAGGACGCCAGGGGUUGUUGGACGUCUCAUCCUAUGCCUACCCUCCGAGCACGCAGGAGGGCAGGUUCACCUCACCUACGCCGGAAAGGAGCAUGUGUUUGCCACCGCCCUCUUUUCAGAGUUCGAUCUCUCGUCCCUUGCUUGGUAUUCUGAUGCCACACAUGAGGUCAAGGAGAUUACUGCAGGGCACCGCCUGGAACUCACCUACAAGAUAAUUCAAAUGUCAGGCUUCGAGAAGUCAGCCGAAUUCUUUAUCAAGCAGCAGGCGCAGCUCAAGGAGAAGAUUGCCAGGUGGCCUGGAGACUUGAACAAGCUUGUGCAUUUCCUGGAACACAGGUAUUCGCAAAGGAGUUUGUCUUCACGCAAUUUGAAAGGACGCGAUUGGGCGGUCUAUGAGGUGUUGUCAACUGUGUGCUCCGCGGCUGGUAUUUACGUCCUCUUUGGCAACAUCACGAAGAAAGAGUGUGAUCAAGAUUCUGACUCAGAGUAUUAUCGCGAUGAUGGCGAGGGAAUGGGCAUCUAUCUGGACUAUUUGUGCACUGCCGAGGGAAAGAAAAUUGCCUCGGGCGUCAAGAUGUCUGAGCAACACAUCCUGGUAGCCGAUCCUUACACCAACCGCUCAGCUGACAGCGAAAGUGAGGGCGAGGAUCAGACCGAAGAGGAUGGCACUCCAGGCACACUGAAAUACCACAAUUCCGCUGUUGUUCUCAUCCCAAGGAACAGGAUACACGAGCUAUUGGGCUUUGGUGUCGAUAUAUGGGCCACGUUGGCACUUUUCGCCAAUGAUCAGAAGAGGAACCCCAGAGAUGCAAGUAUUCCAGUUGAUAUGCUGAAGCUCAUGGAUAAGAUUCUCGACUUCGGCCUUCCGCCUGCGGGAACGAUGCGCCCCAAGACACCCGGAGUUCCUGCACAGAUACUCACGGGCCUUGCUGUCAUGAGGAAUGCGUGGAAUCUCAAGGACAUCCCACUAUACCGCAAAGCUAUCCGUCUCGGUGGCCUCCUAGAUCUUCCCUUCGAUUUGACCCGCAUCUUCGCCGCUCUCAACGACUUUGAGAAAGCCCUUGAGAAGGAGGAUUUUCAAAUCUGCUUUCGUAUCUGGGUAGCGCCAGUGAAGCGCACCAAGUUCGAGUCACAGGUGCAUUUAAACGUGCAUGACCAUGAUUUCAUCGAAGAGCUAGCACACUCUCUGUGGCAUGACCACGUCUGGGUUGAGCAAAAGCUCAUACCUAAGUUAGAAAUCUGUGAAGAUAGAGCGCUUGUGAGCAAAAUCAUCAAGACUCUAGCCGACAAGGACAAGCGUGGCACGCUGCCUGGCUCUGAAGAAGCGGCAAGGAGGGUUUUGAACACGCAGCUACAGCGGCUGUGUCUCGGUCCUAUCAACUUGAUGUCGCUUCAAGACCAACAAGCCGCCAACGAAGUAGACAGGUUCAUCGAACUUGUCGGCGUUUGCCUCGCAUCUGGCUUCACAGACGAGGCCCUCAACUUAACGCAAAACAUAAAGCCGAACCCGCGUCAGCAGCAACUUGAGCGCCACCAUGGGCCGGUUCACUUUAUGAACCAGCCAAAUCUCGCCCUCAAGCUCGUGCGCAGACUGGGCGACCUGCUGGAACUGCACAAGGCGCCGUUCAUGGAGUCCCUGCGGAACGUCUUUGAGGACCUGCUCCGCAACUACGCGCUAUCUCCGUUUCCAGUCUACCCGACUCGCUCGGUUGGCUGGGCACACCGGCCGAGGGGUUGCAACGCAGCCUGCGGAGCUUGCAGGGACCUGGACCUGUUCCUCACUGACCCGCAGCAGCAGGUAGGCCGGUUCUGGCUCCUCAAGAAGGCCCGGGAUCACGUGGAAAUGCGCUUGCCACGGGGCUUCUUCAGGCUUACGGUGGAUCCCGGAAGCAAGCCGCACGCCCUCCUCGUCUAUAAGAUCUCACAAGACGGCGAGUUCCGCGAGGCUGUGGUCGCGUGGGAGAGGAGCGCCGGUUUCCUGCAGAACUCGACAAAAGACCUGCGAAAGGAGCAUUUCCGGAAGAUCCUGGGCGAUGAUCUUUACAGGGAGUUGGUCUUACUCGAGGGCCCUCCGGGCUCGAGUAUUUCUGGCAAUCCCGCUCAGAGCACUGGUGGGGUGAAGCGGGAGGCCGAAGAUGAAUUGUUGCCUCCUCCUAGGUCUAGGCCGUGGAUGAUGUGA
This is a messenger RNA of Diaporthe amygdali, 2661 nucleotides long. RefSeq lists its product as uncharacterized. The transcript is spliced from 4 exons. NCBI's taxonomy places the organism in Eukaryota, Fungi, Ascomycota, Sordariomycetes, Diaporthales, Diaporthaceae. The coding region runs from base 1 to 2661 and encodes 886 amino acids. The record is from RefSeq and is a predicted model, not a curated record.